Molecule: messenger RNA, 21134 nt
Organism: Porites lobata
Lineage: Eukaryota; Metazoa; Cnidaria; Anthozoa; Scleractinia; Poritidae
Source: the annotation of a GenBank genome assembly
GUUUUCACUCGAAUUCUAAAAUGGCUUUGGUAACGGAGUAUAUUUUGCGAGUUUUACCUGACUCGUAUUCAGUGUGGAUUGCAGUGAUCUUGUCCGUGGUAGUCGUGUUCUUCGCCAACUUUGUAAUCGGCUGUUUUGAACAACGGCGUCGUGCCGCAAGGUCAAUUGCUAAUGUUCCUGUUCCACCCGGCCAUUGGCUUAAAGGACACCUUGACUAUGUAAGUUAAUUUUGAAACAUUGGCGAGCACGGGUAUCCCAAACUCUUUGGGAGCCGUCAACGUAAACAAUAGCCAAACAUUUAUAAUGGUUUGUACAGAAAUGUAAGGAUUGUACCUGACAGUGCGAAAUAUGGGAAAGAAAUUAAAAUAAGGGCCGUUUCAGAGCGAUUCUGGCGAUGUUAAGAGGUAAACAGCGAGCCUUAAACUCGUUACAAUCGUUCUGGAACGAUCCCCAAAACGCCUUGGAAAAACAAGAAAUUGCACAGAUCAAAGACGCGAAGUAGAUCGCUGUUUGUUAAAUUCCUCUCGCAUAUUUCGUACUGUUACGUAAGAUCGCAAGCUCUUAUAUUUUCGCUUUUUACGCAAUGAAAUCAUGAAUGAGCUUGGGCUAUCUGUUUGGCAAGUUCCCCUCUCUCGCAAUGAGUGAAAUAAGUAGGUGUACGCACGCUCGCUCUUUUACACAGCCCUGUUACAAAAAGCUGUGUCACGAAAUAGCAAACUUCAAUCAUUGGGAAGACCUGUGAACUGUCAACAAACUAAUGAAGCAUAAAAAUAACCGCUCAAAACAUGAAAAGCAAAUACAAUAGGAGACAUGGAUGGACUAGCCUGCGAACAGCAGACGCAUUUCCGGUCGUCGCUUCUCUAGGGAGAUGCGACGACCGGAAAUGCGUCUGCUGUUCGCAGGCUAUGGAUGGACAAAUUUGAAGAAGACUGAAUCGGACUGAAACUGUGGUUUGAAAACUUGUCAUCCUAACUAUUUUUUCAAAGUUCAUUUUUGUUGUUUGCAACGUAUGAUAUAUUGCUUGGGAGACAUAUUUGUUUGCCACGAAGCUGUGAUUUGGGUCAUCAGAUGUUUGCAAGGUAUUUUAAAAACUUUACUAGUACUAGUAAAAAUAUUUUUAGCAAAAAACUUUAAAAGUGAAAGUUAACGAAACAUAUUUUAAAGUUCCAUAGCGAAUAAGGACGGCAUUAUUAACAAAAUCAACUGGACAUUCGCGACACAGCAACUUUAAGGGCACAGGUUUUGUUCUUGGAGCAGGGACUUAUCAUGUAUGUUAGCUCAGUUCUGUUCUACGCCACUUAGAGGUAUAACGUAUUUUUACCCGUGGGGUAUUCCCUUAUAUGCGCUUCCCUAGUAAAUAAUUAAUGAGUAGAGACAACUUGAGACGACGGGGGAGGAGUCAGCCUUUUCACUGCUUUUAUACCAUUCUGUCUGCAGGCGGGGUUCGAUGGAGCCGGGCUUAAAUACCACCUUAAGUGUGCAACUGAGUUUAAGACCUGUUACGGGCUCUGGUACGGGCCUCUAAGGGCGGCAGUUGUUGUCUGUCAUCCUGACACUGUCCAGGUGAUCCAGUCAAGCAAUGCACCAAAGGAAAAAUUCAUUUAUGAUAUAGUGAAGCCAUUUCUUGGUAAGUCUUCAACUUACACUGACCCCGCCUCAAAUAAGUGUAAGAUGUCAGAACUGUGCAAGUUCUUAACUUGUUUAUUGUUAUCAUCUUGCCAGUGUAGCAAAAUUUGUGGAUCCCAACAAACCGUGGUCCUGUAAAUAUGGCAGGCAAAAACAGCGAAAAAAUUGACAUGUGUGACUUUUUUCUGCGUGAUUGCACUCAGGAACUGAGACCGUAGCCCAAGAGGCUAAUGGGGAUGUGUUGCUCAAUGUGGUCGCAUUUUCACGACUGGAUUGACUAUAAUGGGGUCUCAUUUUCAGUAGUUACUAAAAUGGGGUCGAACAUUUUCUGAUUUGGGGGGUAAGCGCAUUAAUAUUACUGUGCGUCCUUGUUGUGAGGAACAAAUAUCUCUGUCUUUUUUUUCACAGGAGAUGGUUUGAUCACGUCUAACGGGAACAGAUGGUUUCGUAUGAGAAAGCUUCUUACUCCUGCCUUCCACUUUGAGAUUCUCAAACCAUACGUUCGGGUUUUCCAGGAAUCAACAGAUACCCUUUUGGUAUGAUCAAAAUUAGUAACAGAGAAUCCCAUUCCCCUAGCCUGGCCUUUUGAAAGCUUUUAGUUCGACCGGACGAGCGGAAAGAAAACCGUGCGUUCUCAGUGGCGGAUCCAGGAGGAGGGCCUGGUGCCCCCUUAUUUUUAGACGAAACUGAGGCACGAAGGGCCGAAAAAAUUUUUUUUGGAGAUUAGCCCCCUCCCCCCUGAUCUCAGGGUUUGGAAGACCGCCCCCCUCCCCCUUUUAUCUGAAGGUCUGGGUCUGCCACUGGUCCUAUUGAGUCUUCCUCUUUCCUUCCUUUGGGCUUUUCUGUUUUUUUUUUUUUUUUUUGUUUUUUUUUUUUUUUUGGUUGUUCUUGCUGUUGUGUUCUGCUCAUCCCUUAACUGUCAUAAAACUUGAAACAAUCCAAGUUGUUAUCGGAUUUGUUAUGGAUGUAAUUUGUGGGCAGUUAAUUUCCUUGCGUGAUAGCUAAAUGUGUAAGGAAAAGAUUGACUACUCACACAACGACGCGAUACCUAUAUAAACAGUGGUUUCUGCAUUAAGAAACGCCGGCUUUUAUCGAUUCACCGUUGAAACCUCCAUAAGGAAAUCAACCUCAGUAUUGUGCAAAAGAUCAGAGGAUAAAUUUGUAUUAGUUUACAUUGCCUUGAUCUGCUAAUUGUUUCCUUCAGACAAAGUGGUCCUCACAGGGGAAGGGUGAGGUGGAGUUGUUUCACGACAUGCGUUUGAUGACGUUGGAUUCAAUUCUUAAAUGUUCUCAUAGUUACGCAAGCAACUGUCAAACACAAGAGUAAGUAAGGGAUCUCAUUUUGCACGAUCUGUUUUUCCUCAUUGGAGCUGUUUAUACUAUUCCGGAAUGACUUUCAUUCCAGAAUGAAGUUCGUACUGCAUUCACAUGAAAUCGAACGGGUCAGUCUAAGGCGUUCUCACCCGCAUGGUUUGCGCGCCAGAUCAGAUAUUCGUGCGCCACUCGCUCAAGACUACCGAUUUUGCGAUUUUCAAUCAGAACAAAGUUUUCAAGGUACCAGUGAACAUGGUACCAGAAUGAAAUUUCGUACCGGAAAGAGAAUUUCUUUGGAAAUGAAAACCGGAAUGAACUCAUUCUUGAAUGACUUGUACGGGAACGAAUUGUCGUCUUGGUAUCAUGUAAACAGAUACAAAGAAAUUGGGUGGAGAUGGAACGAACUCGCUCCAGAAUGAAAGUAAUUCGGGUAUUAUGUGAGUAGCCCUAUAGAGGACAAAGGAGGUAUGCUGUAGUUAAUGCGGCUUUCAAAUAUAAUACCAAACCCCACCCUUUCCUAUAUUACUAGGGACCUCUGAACUUUGGGACUUUUUUGGAAAUUUAUCGACCCGAUCUGGCGACGAUUUCUGUUCAUUGGAUGUUACAUAACAAGAAUCUAUUUUAACGGGGAAUCCUAUUCUGCACAAAUUGAUAUUUUUGCUGAAAUUAAGAUUAUUAUAAAGACCGAUACUGACUAACGGUUUUAUAUUUUGGAAUGUGAAAAUUAAUAAAGCUUGCACAGCUUUAGUUUCGUUUCUCAUUAUUUACUUUAAGAGUUGGUGGUAGCCGAGCCCUAACCUAAUAGUCAAGCCAUAUAGUGAAAAAAUUGUGCACUCUGGGGUAAAAGCACCAAAUUUGGCAUGGUAAUAGUACUUGGGCUGCUGAACAAUAUUAGCUAUAGACCCCAGUCAGGGAGACAUUUUGUACUCAGGGGGGUGGGGUGGUUGCAGUUUUUGCACCCAGGGUAUCAUCUUUGCUAGGCAACUCUCUUGGUGUGCUGAUAUAGUGGAGAAGUUCUCGAGGUUUCUUCCCUUUUGUGCAAAUAGCCGGAACUUUUUUGGCAUCAUUGACUCUUCGACUCCGGUUUGUGUGGUCAGACACUAGGAUAACAAAUCUCUCAAGCACCGGGGCAUAGUGUCUUGAACACCCUUCAAAGUUUCCUAAGGGAUGUAAAAAGUUCAGUGGCUUCUCCAUAAGGCAGCCUUGUGGCCUAGGCAGUUUUCUCGUCCUAAGAAAGGGGAUGUCUGAUUGCAUUUUGUGAUUGCGUAAUAAAAGUACAACGUCCUAUAACACUCUUCAUCACUCGAGAGCCCUUAUGAUUGCUGUGCCAUGUAAAGAACCAGUUAGAGGAGGAAGAACUGGGGUUAUGGUGGAUUUUAUCGGCACCAGGAGACUUACAUAAAUUUGAAGUGGAUUCUCACGAUGAAUCUUCGCGACGUCGAAUCACAAAGUUUAAAAAGCUAUAAAGAGCAGAUCGAUUCUGUAUGAUUUUGCUUGACUGUGUCUCAAUACUAGCUCCAUCGGUCCAGGAUGAUCUCAAUUAUGCUUUUUAAAACCUGAGAGAUGUGAGGCUUGUUCACUAUCAGUGUUUCUUUCUGUGGCGUUCCUCUAAACAUUGCAUGGUAUUCACUUAAAAGGCAAGAAAGACUUCGAGAAUAUCUCUAUAUGGCGUUAAAUCUACGCAUUGCUGUUAUUAAAUGUGUCAAAGAUUUGUGUUGUGAACAAGCUGUAAAACAUCACAGCAAAUAUAGCACUGCUCCAGUCUCAGCAGACAUCUGCUGUCAUAUAACUGUUAUCAGACGUCUGAUUUUGUAUGUUAUGUUAUAUAACUAUUAUCAGACGUCUGUUAUAUAUUAUGUAAUAUAACUGUCAUCAGACGUCUGAUAACAGUUAUAUGAUGUCAGACAUCUGCUAACAGUUACAAAAAUCAGACGUCUGAUAACAGUUAUAUGACAUCAGCCGUCUGAUGUCAUAUAACUGUUAUCAGACGUUAUGCAACAUAACAUAUAAAUUCAGACAUCACACGUGUGAUGACAGUUAUAUGACACAAGAUGUCUGCUGUCAUAUAACUGUCAUCACAGUUAACAGACGUUAACAGUCAUAACAUAACUAUUAUAUAACUGUUAUAUACUGUUAUAUAACAGUAUAUGUAACAGUAUAUAUAACUGUUAUGUAACAGUCAGAUGUCUGAUUUUAUAUAACUGUCAUAUAACAGUUAUACAUACUGUUACAUAACUGUUAUAUAACAGUAUAUACAAAUGUUAUAUAACAGUAUAUAAAACAUCUGACUGUUAUAUAACAGGUAUAUAUACUGUUAUAUAACAGUCAGAUGUCUGAUGUUAUAUAACUGUCAUAUAACAGUUAUACAUACUGUUAUAUAACUGUUAUAUAACAGUAUAUAUACAGUUAUAUAAGAGUUAUAUAAUUGUUUUAUAACAGUUACAUAACUGUUAUAUAAAAUCAGACACCUGACUGUUAAAUAACAGUUAUAUAUACUGUUAUAUAACAGUUACAUAUACUGUUAUAUAACAGUUAUAUUUAACAAUUAUUCCACGAGGGCGCGUUGGAUAUGAGAUGAUAGAUAGCCAACGAGGCGCAUAGCGCCGAGUUGGCUAUAAUCAUUUCAUAUCCAACAAGCCCGAGUGGAAUAAUUGUUUUAUUAAAAACGCCCACAAAAUCUCGUUGAAUCGCCCCGACUAGAACAAACCAGAAAAGACAAGGGACUUCCGCUAUUGACAUGUCACACGUCUAUCAAAACUGUCAAGCGCGUACGGGCUCGCCUAGUAUAGACUGCAUGAAUGAAAAAUCAAAACAUUGUGCGAUGAACAUUAGUUUUUUAAAAACUCAUCGUGAUUCUAGGAUUUUACACAGCAGAACAGCUAAAAAACCUGGCAGAUAAUGUGAAGGAAAGGAAUUUUUUAAGUGACAGCCGUCGAAAUUACUAUGAAUUUGGAUUUUCGGUGCAGUUAUAAAAGUAAGAACAACGGAGAAAAACUACUGGUAUUACCUCGUCGCUUGUUAUGAAGUUGUUUGAAGCCACAAGCUGGUUUUGCUGAACGAGAAAAGAAGCUAUACUGCCGCCUCGAUUGCUCUAGUGAAUGGCUGCAUAGCCUGUAUUUGUAGCUGGUUACUUGUGAUUUAUAUUCUUGAUGUUGGAUAAAUGAGCUGCAGUUAUCUAUCGGCGAAAGUGACUCGAUCGGGCGUAAUGGCUUCGCGAUCAUGAAGAAACAACACUUGUCUUCUUUUCGUAGCUGGUCAAGGUACUUUAGUUCCAUGUGUUUUUUCGACAAACCUUCAAACAAGCUCUUGUGGCUUUUUUGUUUGUUUUUGUCUUUUUUCUUUCGUUGAAAUUGCAUUUCUAGUAUUCUAAGAAAUGAAUUAAAACGAUUUGCUUCGGGCGCCGUUCUAUCCUUCGCGAAAAAAAAUCUCAGCUAGCUUCCAAUUUUAAACUGACCCGUACACCGACCAUAUAUGGAGAACAUGGUAUAUUAGCUCAUAUACCAUAACGGCUAAGCCAAUCAAAAUGCUAGAAUUGCAUUAUCCAAUGAUUCAGUUUUUAAUAAAUACUGUUAUAUAACAGUUAUAUAUACUGUCAUAUAACAGUUAUAUAUACUGUCAUAUAACAGUUAUAUAUACUGUUAUAUAACUCUUAUAUAAAAUCAGACAUCUGACUGUUAUAUAACAGUUAUAUCAUUGUUAUAUAACAGUAUAUACAAAUGUUAUAUAACUGCCAUAUAACAGUUAUAUAAAAGAUGUGACUGUUAUAUAACAGGUAUAUAUACUGUUAUAUAACAGUCAGAUGUCUGAUUUUGUAUAACAGUUAUGUAACAGUAUAUUUAACUGUUAUAGCACAGUCAAAUGUCUGAUUUUAUACAACAGUAUAUUUAACUGUAAUAUAUAUACUGUUAUAUAACAGUUAUAUAACUCCCAUAUAACAGUUAUAUAACUGUUAUAUGAAACAUCUGACUGUUAUAUAACAGUUAUAUAUACUGUUAUAUAACAGUAUAUAUAACUGUUAUAUAACAGUCAGAUGUCAGAUUUUAAAUAACAACAGUUAUAUAACAGUAUAUUUAACUGUUAUAUGACUGUUAUGUAACUGUUAUAUAACAGUUAGAUGUCUGAUUUUAUUUAACAGUAUGUAUAACUGUUACAUGACAGUUAUAUAACUGUUAUAUGACAGUUAUAUAACUCAGAUGUCUCAUUUUAAAUAACAACAGUUAUAUAACAGUAUAUUUAACCGUUAUAUGACUGUUAUAUAACAGUCAGAUGUCUCAUUUUAAAUAACAACAGUUAUAUAACAGUAUAUUUAACUGUUAUAUGACAGUUAUAUAACUGUUAUAUAACAAUCAGAUCAGAUGUCUGAGUUUAAAUAACAACAGUUAUAUAACAGUAUAUUUAACUGUUAUAUGACUGUUAUAUAACAGUUAUAUAACAGUAUAUAACGGCUCUAUAUACAUUUAUAUAACAGUUAUAUAUACUGUUAUAUAACAGUUAGAUGUCUGAUUUUAUAUAACAGUAUGUAUAACUGUUACAUGACAGUUAUAUAACUGUUACAUGACAGUUAUAUAACUGUUAUAUGACAGUUAUAUAACUGUUAUAUAACAGUCAGAUGUCUCAUUUUAAAUAACAACAGUUAUAUAACAGUAUAUUUAACUGUUAUAUGACUGUUAUGUAACUGUUUUAUAAAAGUUAGAUGUCUGAUUUUAUAUAACAGUAUGUAUAACUGUUAUAUGACAGUUAUAUAACUAUUAUAUGACAGUUAUAUAACUGUUAUAUGACGGUUUUAUAACUGUUAUAUAAUAGUUAUAUGUACUGUUAUAUAACAGUUAUAUAUACGGUUAUAUAACUGUCAUAUAACAGUCAGAUGUCUGAUUUUAUAUAACAGUAUAUUUAACUGUUAUAUGACAGUUAUAUAACUGUUAUAUAACAAUCAGAUCAGAUGUCUGAGUUUAAAUAACAACAGUUAUAUAACAGUAUAUUUAACUGUUAUAUGACUGUUAUAUAACAGUUAUAUAACAGUAUAUCACGGCUUUAUAUACAUUUAUAUAACAGUUAUAUAUACUGUUAUAUAACAGUUAUAUAUACUGUUAUAUAACAGUUAGAUGUCUGAUUUUAUAUAACAGUAUGUAUAACUGUUACAUGACAGUUAUAUAACUGUUAUAUGACAGUUAUAUAACUGUUAUAUAACAAUCAGAUCAGAUGGCUGAGUUUAAAUAACAACAGUUAUAUAACAGUAUAUUUAACUGUUAUAUGACUGUUAUAUAACAGUUAUAUAACAGUAUAUAACGGCUUUAUAUACAUUUAUAUAACAGUUAUAUAUACUGUUAUAUAACAGUUAGAUGUCUGAUUUUAUAUAACAGUAUGUAUAACUGUUACGUGACAGUUAUAUAACUGUUAUAUGACAGUUAUAUAACUGUUAUAUAACAGUUAUAUAUAUACUGUUAUAUAACUGUUAUAUAACAGUCAGAUGUCUGAUUUUAUGUAACAGUUAUAUAACAGUAUAUUUAACUGUUAUAUGAGAGUUAUAUAACUGUUAUAUAACAAUCAGAUGUCUGAUUUUAAAUAAGAACAGUUAUGUAACAGUAUAUUUAACUGUUAUAUAACAGUUAUAUAUACUGUUAUAUAACAGUUAGAUGUCUGAUUUUAUAUAACAGUAUGUAUAACUGUUAUAUGACAGUUAUAUAUACUGUUAUAUAACAGUUAUAUAUACGGUUAUAUAACUGUCAUGUAACAGUCAGAUGUCUGAUUUUAUAUAACAGUUAUAUGACAGUAUAUUUAACUGUUAUAUGACAGUUAUAUAACUGUUAUAUAACAGUCAGAUGUCUGAUUUUAAAUAACAACAGUUAUAUAACAGUAUAUUUAACUGUUAUAUGACUGUUAUAUAACAGUCAGAUGUCUUAUUUUAUAUAACAACAGUUAUAUAACAAUAUAUUUAACAGUUAUAUGACUGUUAUAUAACAGUCAGAUGUCUGAUUUUAUAUAACAGUUAUAUAACAGUAUAUAACGGCUAUAUAUACAUUUAUAUAACAGUUAUAUAUACUGUUAUAUAACAGUUAGAUGUCUGAUUUUAUAUAACAGUAUAUUUAACUGUUAUAUGACUGUUAUAUAACUGUUACAUGACAGUUAUAUAACAGUUAUAUAUAUGGUUAUAUAACUGUCAUAUAACAGUCAGAUGUCUGAUUUUAUAUAACAGUUAUAUAACAGUAUAUUUCACUGUUAUAUGACAGUUACAUAACUGUUAUAUAACAGUCAGAUCAGAUGUCUGAUUUUAAAUAACAACAGUUAUAUAACAGUAUAUUUAACUGUUAUAUAACAGUUAUAUAUACUGUUAUAUAACAGUUAGAUGUCUGAUUUUAUAUAACAGUAUGUAUAACUGUUAUAGGACAGUUAUAUAACUGUUAUAUGACAGUUAUAUAUACUGUUAUUUAACAGUUAUAUAACUGUCAUAUAACAGUCAGAUGUCUGAUUUUAAAUAACAACAGUUAUAUAACAGUAUAUUUAACUGUUAUAUGACUGUUAUAUAACAGUUAUAUAACUGUUAUAUAACAGUCAGAUGUCUGAUUUUAAAUAAGAACAGUUAUAUGUUAUAUAUUUAACUGUUAUAUAACAGUUAGAUGUCUGAUUUUAUAUAACAGUAUGUAUAACUGUUACAUUACAGUUAUAUAACUGUUACAUAACUGUUAUAUAACUGUUAUAUAACUGUUAUAUAACGGUUAUUUAUAUACUGUUAUAUAACAGUAUAUUUAACUGUUAUAUAGGUGUUAUAUAACAGUAUGUAUUACUGUUAUGUAACAUCAUCAUACAGUUAUAUCAGUUAUAUAACAUCAUUAUUAGUUAUAUAUAUACUGUUAUAUAACAGUUAUAAUACUGUCAUAUGACUAUUGUUAUAACACAUAUAACUGUUAUAUAAUAGUAUAUAUAACUGUUAUAUAAUAUCAUCAUCAGUUAUAUAACAUCAUUAUUAGUUAUAUAACAGUUCUAUAACAUAUAUGACAGCAGACAUCUGCUGCCAUAUAACUUUUAUCAGAUUUCUGACAUCAUUUAACUGUUAUCAGACGUCUGAUGUUAUAUGUUAUGUUAUAUAACUGUUAUCAGACUUCUGAUGUUAGAUAUCCUUUUCUCCUCAACUCGGCACUUAUAUUUUUGAUAAUUGUAAAGAUGACAAUAGAGUGUGAGAGAGAUCAAUAUAUUAUUGAAAACGAGAGGAAACCAAAGGUUACGGAGUGAGGGCGACAAGGAUGGAAGAUGAAAACGCCGUUACUCCAACGCUGUGCUUCGCACAAGUUUCACUUGAUAGAUGUUCCAAACACGCGUGAUCAGAUUCUAAGUGACCAGAGAAGAUCCAGAUGCGAGUGAUCAAAUUGCUUUCUGUGAAUUCCAUUCAUCCUUAUAAGUGGAAGUCCAAACGAAUGCCGGCUACAUACCUGCGAUGCAUGCAUAUAAUAAUAACCUGAAGGUGAAAACUGCGGGCUACUCUUGUCGCCCCGCACUACUGAAAGUGGUUAAUAACUCCCCGUUGCAUGUCGUUGAAGGUCUCUGUAAGUGUCUCAUGUUUUAUUUUUGCGGUAGUUUGGCUGAGCAAUUAAAUUCCCAAAAAGUGCAAUUUACUUCAAUCAAAGUGUAGAGAUGAAACAUCGUAUCUUUCCAAGAGUGAAAAACGGCAUACUGUCUCUCACAAACGAGAGAGCAAAAAGACCAGCCAUUCCUGUCCGCCAUGCAGAAUUUCCUUGAGUAGCCUGACCUUUUGUUUCUUCCAUGUGCAGUCUUGUUUGUUCCAUCAGGAGGUGUCUCAAAAAUAUUAAUGAAGUGUUUUGAUGUGUCAGGGGGUGCAUGUAUAAUAUUGUAAUGCUUCAAAUUAAUUCCGGCCUUCAGAACUCAACUUGCUUCUACGUGGCUUUUCCUUGUGACAAGAAUCACUUACACACUCUUUUAAAAUAAUUUUAGAAAAUCUCUCAGAAAAGUAAGUAACAGGUAUUUUAUAGGGUUACCUUGCACUACUUUGAAGAAAAUGGGAAUGCAAAAGUUUUUUUAGGCCGCUUUCUUCCCGUUUUUGAGUCUUUUCCGGACCAAAACAAAAAGGCCAUGACCCCUUCCCCCCAAGGGCACAAUGUGCCUUCCCCCGUGCAUGUUUGAGUGGGGUCCAUAGCUAAAAAUAAUUACUGCAACUAGUACUAUCACUGUGCCGAGUUUGAUGCUUUUACCCCAAAGUGCACAAUUCAGCUAUUUUUUUACACCAUAUGGCCGGACUAUAAUUGUUUCAAGAGAAAUUAUUUAAAAAAAAGUAGUUCCAAGUUUUCAUGUGUGCACCCGAAGCUACCCGAUAAAAGUUUACUUUUUUCACAGUUAUUUUCCUUUAUUAAGUCUCGGAGAGGCGAAAUAUUUACCGACAAAAUCAAAGAAGGUUAAAAAGCCAAUUAAUUGUGACGCCUUUUUUUUCUCAUUUAGAGUCCAAGACCCAUACAUCUCUGUUGUCUUCGAAGCUUCAAAUCAGAUUCUAAACAGACUUAUGUAAGACAUUUAUUUCAUUUAUCUGAUGCAGUCAAAGCUCUCGUAAGCGACCGCCUCGAAGGGGUCGAAUGUACACUGAGCUUUUCGUUUGCCGGAAUUUGCUUUAGUAAAUGACUGUGUGAUCAUGAUAAACUUGUUGAGGACGUCGCUUGCAAGAGCUUACGACAAAUAAAGCUUGGCAUACUGUGUAUGCUUUCAUGAGGUAAAAUAACCUGAUUGAAAAGUCUCUUUUUAUUAAGGAUCAUUUCUAAAGUUAACGGACCUUGUAGCGGCGUCAGCUGCGAAACUAAGAUAACUAAAUGUCUCACAGAUUCCACAAGGCUAAGGUUUAUUGGGCAAACUCUUACAACGAUCCUGUUGUACUGGACGUGUUGGGGCGAACGCUUACUCAAUGUGCCGAACUUUCCUGAGCGGUCGCUUCCCGGGGUCGCUUACAAGAAAGUAAAAACAAAGUGAAAAAGCCGGCCGAUGAUUCACAAAGUGGCCGCAGUCACUUACUGGAGCUUUUCAUUACAGAACUUCGAUCACAUUUGAAACCAGGUUUCACAAUGUUGGUAUUAAAUAGAGCUGGUCGCUUACGAGCGUGAUCUCAGAACAACAUCGUCAUAGGCAUCGGUUGACCGAAGAGAAGUCUGCUGUAAGUCGUCUCCAGCUGGCUCGGUCUUGGGCAGUGCACACGAUGUCAUCCCCUGAGAAAUGCUUAUUGGGGUCGAUACAUUCCCGAACCUGGCUGGAAAAGGAAGUAUGCGUCCUCCCUGGGGGUCUUCUCCCAUGUGAGAGCUCAUACAACGCACAGAUGUUAGCGGGUUCAUCCUUCCCCAUGCCUGAAAAUGGCCAAGGAACUUGAGCGGAUGUGAGAUGACCGUAGAUAGCAGAAAAGAACAACAUUGCCAUAAAACUAUGAUAUUGCUAGUUUUGUUAGGGGCUUCACUAGUGAGUAUAACUCUCAUACUUGAUAUUUUCUAGGAAUCCGCUUCAUCAUGCGGAUGAAAUCUAUAAAUUAACGCCGGCUGGAAGAAAGUUCUUCAAGAAUGGUGAUAUUGCAAAAUCCAAAGCACACCAAGUUGUAAAAGCUAGAAGGAAAGCCCUUCAAGACGACGUGAGUAGAACAUUUCGUUCUUUUUUUUAUAAAGAUUUUUUCCGCAAGUUUCUUUCUUGCAUUGGCCUAGACUUAAAUGACCAGAAAACAGCGGCUUCGUAACUGAGCUUAUAGGGCCAAAUAUUUAAACGAAGUUCAACUUAAGCCGCGGUUUAACAAAUAUUUGAAUCUCCAGAUCUCUUCUUUGGUGGGUGUUUUAAGAAGAUAAAUGCUUUCCUAGUCUUCUCUAUAUGCUUUCAUAAAACUGUUCACAAUAUCUGAUAUUUUAGAUAAAAUCGUUGGGCAAAUUGAAAAUGACUUAUAAACGCGGUUUUUGUUAAACACUGGCUAAACUGGGUUGGCCCAUAUAUACUUAACGCGACGAACUGUCUACCGCCUCGAAGUAUUGUUGCAUAGUCCAACCCAGGUUGUGUUUACUUUUUAAGCAUUAAUCAAUUUCCUGCAAAUUGUAAAAUGUUUGUUGAAAAAUAGACAAGUUUACGAGACUUGCUAAUUCUUGUUGCCAAGGCUUCUAGCUCCUCUCCCUUUUAUUUCUAUUUUUUCCUUUUCUUUUCUUCCUCAUUUUUCAUAAUUUUCCUUUUUUUUGCCUGGUUUUUAUUUGGAUGAAUUUCCUUUAUGGCUUAACAAGUCGCUUUAAGGCCAUGCCUUUAACGCAUUAUAGAUUUCACUUCGUCCAUUUAAUUUUGGGCCGGUAGACGGGCUCUGGGGACAAGUUGAACCCUAGCUGGUUUCCAGUCAUCUCUCGUCUUCUUUUAAACGUGUGCACUCAUGGCGCGAGCGAAAAAGAACGAAGUGCCUCCAGAAAAAGGCACCCUGGCAAGGUUGUGGGAUCAUUUCCAAAAUAAGCAUCAUCCAACCAGCCACAAAGGUCGUAGUUGUACUUGCCUCUGCAUUUUUAGAAGACAACCUAACCAAACCAUUUCCUUAUGCGAUGUUUAUCUUUUUUUAUCUCUCACCAGGCAGAGAAAGAAAACCUGAGGAAAAAGAAACAUUUGGACUUCCUCGACAUUCUUUUAGAGGCUAGGGUAUCUGUUGAUUUCUUUCAUUGGAAAUUUUAGAUCAUGAUACGUUUUUGGAAAACUGCCCACCUGCCCCUCCCCUAAGCUAACAUUUUGCCCUAAAACAUACUACCACUAGAUUAACCAAACAGUAAUCAGGGGGAAUUAAGAAUACUCUCCCGUGGGUUUUCUUACUUAGGCCCCGUUUAUAUGGAGUAAGGUUCCCGCGGGUAGAGGGGUCACCCCCUCCCCCAUAUCUGAGCUACCCUGAGCGAGCCAACUGGGCCCGCCUAUCCGGGUCACCCGCCUAGCCUGGUCAACUUUUCUGUAUAUAAACAGUUUGCCUUGCCCAGCCUAACUAUAGGUCACCUCGUAUCCAGCAUUUAACGCUAUUCAUAAAGAUGCUACUUUAAUGUGCUGUUUUUCUCAGGACGCAGACGGGAAUGGUUUAAACGAUGAAGAAAUUGUCGGCGAAGUGAUGACGUUUUUGUUUGCUGGUCACGACACAACUGCCAGUGGUAUGUGUAUAAGAGACUUUCAUUUACGGACUUCAUUGUGUCCAGUAAUGUCUUCGUUCAUCACCACCACUACCACCACCCCCACUAUCAUCGUCAUCAUCAUCAUUAUCAUCAUCACUACCACUACCAUCACCAGUACCAGCACCACCACUACCACCAUCGUCAUCAUCAUCAUCAUCAUCAUCACCAUCACCAUUAUCAUAGUCAUCAAUAUCAUUAUCAUCACCAUCACCGCUACCACCACCCUCACCAUCACCACCACCACCACCGCCACCACCACUACCACUACCAUCACCACCACAGCCAUCACCAUCAUUAUCAUUAUUAUCAUCAUCACCAUCAUCACCAUCGUCAUUAUCAUCAUCAUCACCACCACCACUACCACCACGUCCGCCAUCAUCACCACCAUUAUCACCACUACCACCACCACCACCACCACCAUCAUUAUUAUCAUCAUCAUCAUCGUCAUCAUCAUCAUCAUCAUCACCACCACCACUACCACCACGUCCCCACCAUUAUCAUCACUACCACUACCACCACCAUCACCAUCACCAGUACCAGCACCACCACUACCACCACGUCCCCCACAAUCAUCAUCACCACCAUUAUCACCACUACCACCACCACCACCAUCACCAUCACUAUCAUCAUCAUUAUUAUCAUCAUCAUCAACAUCACCAUCAUCAUCAUCAUAAUCACCACAACCACCACUACUACCACCCCCACCAGCACCAGCACCAGCACCACCGCCAUCACGAUCAUCACUACUAUCAUCAUCACCACCACCGCCACCAUUAUCAUCGUCAUUAUCAUCAUCAUGUUGCGAAUCUCCUCAUGCUUAAUGGCAAUGAUUCAGGUUCAUCGCUUUAAAAGCAAGACUCACCGUUCAAUUUUUACCUUAAAUGUCUUCUUAGUGAUCUGCUGGACUUUAUACAACUUUGCAAAGUACCCUGAACAUCAAGAGAAAUGUCGACAGGAACUGGAUGAAGUUUUAGGAGACAAUCUUGACUUAGACUGGUAAGAGCUAAUAGUUAUGCCCAGCAUAUCAUGAUAAUUAUACCAAAGGGUUUCUCUCACACCAGUUUACAGACCAUGAGAUGUGACCAUAUCUAAGGUUUAAAGGUAGGUUAGUAGUUUUUUGUAGCGAUCAAGCCGAGUUAAAGGUUUCUUCUUUAUCAGUACGGGGUGAAACGUCCUGGCUGACGAGAAUUAGAGAGACUGGACUUGUUAUAAUGUGUCUACCUAAGACGAGGACAGAGAAGUCAGUUCAAAAUCUUACGGGUCUUGCACCCCUUUUGCAGGUGCUGUCGAGGCGGUUUGAUAAGUCUUACGCUCGCUGCCUCUGCGAAAUGCAUUUUGCUGCCAAAAAAUGUCCACGCCUCCUCCAUUUUUUUCUCCCAGAAAUGACGUCUGAGAAAGAAGCGCAGCAAUUCCAUUCUGAUGACGUGUCAUUACUCAGACUUAGGUGGUGCUUCUGAUUAGUUGAAGUAGAUUUCCCUCGAGGCGCAACCAAUGAGAAGCACCACUCAGAUCUGGUUAGUAACGCGUCAUUAGUAUGGGAUUUCUGCGCUCGUUUCUCAAAAGUCAUUUCGCAGGGAAACCAGUGGUGGCGUCUGAAACUGUCGGCUGUUUUCUCUUGGUACCUUAUGAAUACGCUUGUUCUGAUGUUUUUAACAGGCAACAGCUGGGAAAACUGAAAUACUUGCUCAUGUGUAUUAAGGAGUCAAGCAGGAUCUUUGCGCCAGUGCCAAUGACCGGUCGCACUCUGGACAAGGCUUAUGAAAUAGAUGGUCAUCUUAUACCUGAAGGUAGCGGCCGCAGGCACACCAAGCUCCGCUAAUAGAGAAGAGUUAGUAGCCCUUAAGGCUACCUUCACACGCGGUAACGGAGGAAUUUUGCCCGGUUGAAAAUUCCCGAGUUUAGGUGUUUUGUUUCCACGGAACCAUCUCAACUGUACAAAAAAUUAGACGCCUUGCCGUUCAAAUUUCCGUGUGAAGGAAGUGAAAAUAUAGAAAGUGAACGAAGAGUCCGGUCAAACAUUUCAGCCGGCCGAAAAUUCGUCCGAUGCCUCGUGAAUGUAACGUAAGUUCCACACUUUUGGAACGCAGGUUGAGACUUCCUACAAAGACGUGAUGCGUUCGGAUUCGACAGUUUUGCGAAAUCUAUCCUCGUGGCAAAAUCUCCAAGAAAGGAAAAAUCACUUCUGCAAGAUUACAAGGGUAUUACUUAAACAGGAUUCUAGCAAGUGUCAUCUUUGAUUAUACCUUCUUAAAGGAUUUAAGUUGCUUACAAGUCAGUUGCACCUUCAAGUAAAGACAGACAAGGAGGAUCAUAUUCCUUUGAACAAGACAUGAUAUAUGAAACAAUAAUUAGUGCAGGGGACUAGUAACUAAUAAUAAUAAUUUAAACAUAUUUAUGCAGGAUUGCUGCUUCAGUUUUAAGAAAAAAACUGCUAUCAAUGCAGGUCCUGUAAAAAAUUAAAAAUGAAAAAAUAAAAAUAAAAAAGAUUUAAAAUAUAGAUAAAAGUCAAAUCACAAUAUUACAAAAAUAGUCACACCAAACGAAAGAUCGAACAGUUAUAAUAACUAUGGAGAACGAUCCAUUGUCAUAAUUGUAUUUUUAUUUAAACGUCAGAUUUCAAUCUCCGUGCUUUUUCGCUUUGGCAUGCCUCGAUGUGCCAAACCACGACAAAUACGACCUUGCAAAAUCCUUCACCGUGAUUUGUCUUUUCAGGUACUUGGGUGAUGACAAAUACAUACGCUCUGCAUCACAACCCGCAUGUUUGGAAAGACCCAGAGGUUGGUCGCUGUAUUUUAUCAGUUCUGUGCUAGCCUUUUAACGUAGUUAUGCUAAUAAUUUGGGGACACGUUUAAGCUUGAUUGGAUGGGAUACAAGGGCCACCACUAUCACUAUAAUUCAAUUUCCAAAGUUUUCCUGUAAUCUAACAACCAGCCUUCCACUUACAAGAUGAAGGGAUGUAGCUCCUUUGAGAAACAAGGAAGUGACCAAACAACUGCUUUUGAGCAAUUUUUUCAGCUAACAUAAACUGUCAAUCUGUAAAAACAACUCAUUACUACGUUUUUAAGAUUCAGUCACGGUCUGAUCUCAGUGCAAAAUAAGUUUUAACCGUUUUCAUUAAGUACUUACAAGUUAAGGCCUCAUAUUGCGAAGGUGCUUCCGCAACUAUCUUUUUGGCGAAAGUAGGCAGCUCAGAUCGAUAUUAACAUCGCCUAUAUCAAAAGUCACUAAUUAUUUUUCUGUCUUUGUUUGAUAUUCUGUAGACCUUUGAUCCAUUGCGCUUUACAAGUGAGAACUCAAAGAACAUGUCGCCAUAUUCUUUCAUUCCUUUCUCGGCCGGACCAAGGUAAGCUUCACCGUGAGUUAGAGCGAUUUUCGUAUGACCUUGAAAUGAAAACGCGCGAACAAAACAGAAACAACCAAUAAACAGAAAUAGAGCGAUUUAAUUGGUUUAUCGAACGGAUACAAAAGAGCGUCGCUUUUGGUUGGUUAAGCAAACGCUCGGGUGGAAAAAACUUUAUGCCCGAGAACUUUCUAGAAAUCAACCGAUACUUCGCUUUGACGUCAUACUGCAACACGAUUGGCUAAUCGAACGAUGCCUUCUCCAUAUUAGGGUUUUCUUUGGCGGGAAAUGAAGGCACCAUGUUUAGAUUUUUUCAUCCAUUGGCAGAUGAAACAAAUAACGAACAAUUACUGAAACCAUUUUUCAAGGUCAUACGAAAAUCGCUCUAUCUAGCUAUAUGAUCAGGUCCAAUGUUGAACUGUAGGUCUCUUGUGGUGUCAGUUGUGUGGGAUUGGUUGAUGUUAUUCAAGGCAGCCAUUAAGAAAGGCUCAUUUCUGCCAAAGGUUCCAUCAAAAAAUAAAGAAUCUCGAUGAAGGUUUCGCAGCGCGAUUAGGCUUUUCACAUGGGCUCAUAUAAACAUGGCCUUGUUUACAUCAUUUGCAUCUGUCAAAUGCAAGCAUGCGCAGUAGCCGUGACACAGCUCCUUUAACCAAUCAUGUAUAAUUAACUCUUUGCCCACCAAAACGACCCCAGAAAUUUCUGCGUCGAAUGUUUGUACCCAUUCUCUUUUAUAGUCUCUGGAGGGUCAAUUAUCAUCAUCAUCUAUGUAGUGUACAGCGGUUGUAUGAGCAAGAGUGCAUAGCGUACAGCGGUCGUACGUGCAGGACAUACGGGAACUGAACAGUGUGAGCGGGCGUAGAGUGAGUGAAUUGACUUGGUGUCAAGCAGAGCAGAUGAACGAAUAAAGUGUUCGGUUGUAUUUGCCUUUGUGGCAAAUUUUUUUUCCACACCCCAUUUUGAGGUCCUGAUGGAUUAACAGGUCCAUUUUUAAUUUGUUGAGAAUACUGUUUUAUGAUUUGGUUAAGGAAAAACAGCAGAAAUAAAACAAAAUAAUAACAGACCACACCCCUAGACGGUGUUUUAGUACCGACACCCGAUGAUUUGUCAAACUGGAUUUUUCCUACACGCCGAAUAUUCCUUUUUUGUCUCUGUUUGACACAGGAACUGCAUUGGCCAAACCUUUGCCCUGACCGAAGUAAAGAUUACUGUGGCCAUGAUUCUUCGCAAGUAAGUGUAACUUAAAACAAUUUUUACGCGUAGGAACAUAGAGGUGGCUUGUCAAAUGAAACCAGUGCAGUCGAUUUGGAUUUAAAAGCCUCAUAACACCUAAACAUCCCAACUUAAAUUUUAAAAAGCUCCGCUAUAAAUUGCUUUUCCCCAAAGUAUUUUGUGUGAAUGUAUCUUAACUUAGAAGGACAUCACUCUGGAUCCCGCUCCAGGGCCCGGUUGCAUAAAACCUGCACUUAAGUGCUCACUUAAGUAGGUCAGUUACAAAUCCGUUAUGGGUAUACUUACGGGUGUUGCAUGGAACGCACUAAGCACUCUCGUAAGUUUCUGUUUUACGUGGUAACUUACGGGCUCACUUAAGGGCACACGUAACCUUGAUAUAGUACUUUAUAAAUGAUUCACUCUUUUUUUUAAGCUAACCAUCGGUGGGUGUAAAGAAAGUUAAAGGUCGUUUCGAACACUUUUAAGCCCCUCAAAAAAUGAAAUUUGAUAGUUCUUCUUUUUUCACAAAAGGGAACAUCAAACGUUCACAAAGCGCAUUAGAACGAAUUACGUGAAGAAAAUACUUUUUUUCACUUCUCAGUAAAAGAUCUCGUUAAAUUUAGUAAAAACCGUAACGAUACGGGAUCUACAUAGGUCCCGUAAAUUUACGGGCUAUUUUUCCCGUAAAAAAAGUUUUAUGCAACACCCGCAACUGAACACUUACGAAAAUUGUAAGUGCAACCACUUAAGUGAAUUCCCUAAGUGGACCACUUAAGUGAUUUCAUGCAACUGACUUAAGUUACGAGUACACGUACGUGUACCCGUAGUUGUUACGGACGUUUUAUGUAACCGGGCCCUGGUCUAAAAAUUAGCAUCACUAAUUUUUCAGCGGAGGAAAUGUUUGUAAAUGGGUGGGAAACUACCCAUAUUGUUCUUAAAUUGAUUAUUUUACUUUUCUUAACACAGGUUCACGUUAUCCCUUGAUCCCGCAAACGUUGUCCCAGUGGAUGAUCUGAUUCCUGAACUUAUUUUACGGUCCAAGAAUGGAAUACGGAUUAAUAUUUCACCUCGCUUUUAAUGAUGUAAAACCAAUCUUCAGAGUCAUAUUAUAUUUUAGUAAAAUCCAACUAGUGGUCUAUUAUUAAUGCUGCGUUCUGUUUGGUUGAGCUACUACUAGGCUAUAUGUUAUAGCCCACUAGUAGGGAGAAGAGCCGGCUUUGAAAACCAAAACAAUGGCGGCUGAAUCGCGUUUUGCUAGCUAAAGUUGUUUUGUCUUGAUAUUUUUGACCAAUUAGUUGGAUUUUACUGAAACAAUUAUUCCUGUCGCCCUCAUGGCCUCUGAGUCAAUAGCCCAUGAGGCCUUCAUUGGCUAUUGACUCAGAGCCCAUUCGGACUCGAGGAAUUAUUGUUAAAUAUUUCGUUAGAUAAAGUUUUCUCUACUAGUUUUUUUAGUUUAUCGCUCUGUCCUUCAUAGAGUAACGAGUAACUCUGACUUAUUGUUAUUCUAUAUACUGUAGUUCCAGUUAAUGAAAUCUUUUGUACAAAAACAGUGUUUGCGCUUUAUUGUAUGGCUACAAUAGUACGCGCACUCCGAUUGGCUGUUUUCUUGUAAUGACCAGGCAUUACUAACUAUGUGUCCAAGAUAUAUACAAUCUGUGUUUAACUUGAUAGUGAACAUCCUUAUGGACAUCCAUGACAGCUGUCUUUUCCGACGUCAGCGAAAUAACUGAAAAUAGUAAUUAGUCUUGGUGCUUAUCUCUCGUAUAAUAAUAACAUUUCACAGAGAGCUGAACAGUAGUGCAAUUUCGAUACUUUAAAAGUCAGAAUCAUGGAACCAGCCCAGUGGAGGAUACAAGCAAAGAAAAUAAAUACCAGGAUCCGUAUGAGCCCUUAUGCAUGUUUACGUAAAACGAGCAAAUUUCAUCACCAAGCCUCAUUUUAGUAUUGUUAAGUUGCGAAGUUUUGCAUAAAUGAAUUCCCAAGGCAGUAGAGUUGAAAGAAUACUCACGCACAAAAAGUGCCAAUUCGAAGAAUGUUGCUUACAAACGAGACUUGUUGGUGAAAGUUGCCGUAUGACGCAACCUGAUAAUUCCGUACUUCAAAAAUAGCUGCUAUGGGUUUCCUUUUUUUACCUUGCAACAAUAUUGUCAUAUGUAACUACUUAAUAGUUCUUAUAAUAAACAGGGGUACAAGAACGCUUGUAGAUAUAAAAAUUUAUCUUUUAGACUUGUAUUCAAAUCGAUUCGAAACUCGACGAUAAAUUCUCCAUGAUCCCCACUUGCGCCCACAUAAUUCCCUCUACAUCUAUAAGUUCAAGCUUAUUUUAGUAUUUUAAAGGAAAAUGUGAAGACAUCUCUACGCGCAAAUAGCAGGGCUAAUUUAAGCGGGCAGAACAAAUAAGAUAGUUUUUUUACAAUAAAUUGUUUAUUAUUUCCGUUGUACUUUCAAUGCCUUUUGUAUGAUGAACAAAAGACUUGUCCUACUUAAAAUAAAGCGCUGAC